UUUAUAUAUCCUUAUCAACACCAAAACAUGGACGGUCAAAUAUAACCUAGCCUACACUGGCUUUCUCGGACAAUGCCAAUACGAUGAUAUUCAACUGCAUUUAAACUCCAGCGCGCGUCAUGUGACUCAUUACAGCUUUAUCUUCCAUCUCAAAGUUCUACGUUUGUCUCCGUUCUCUGCCAGUGUUCGUUAGGGUGAUUGCAUAUUGCGGUACUUCAUAUGUGAAAAUAGGCCUACUAUAGGCAGAGGAUAGGCCUAUUAGCCGAAUUAUUCAAAUAGGUCAUAAAUAACAUCAGGGCAUUUGCCCUUUACUUACCCAAGAUGUAUAUGACUCUGUGCACGUCAUAAACACAGACUAAUUUAAACAAGAAUGUGGAAACCCCAAACUUGGGGGCUUUGGGGAAAACUAGGUAACUGUAAAAAAUAAGUAAAUAAUUAAAUAAACAACAAGCUGCUUGAGUAUGGAAUAUCAUCUUUUGCAGUUGAUGGUCACUCUUAGACUGUUAAAUGAUACAGCCCAGGCGUUUCAUGAACCUUUAUGGGCUGAGGUGGUGUAGAUUUUUAUAGCUCGGAAUUACAACACUUUAUAGCAGGGUCUUGUUUCUCCCCACAUGCCAAUGGCCUGCCAAGUGUACACUCUUCCAAAAAUCUAUUUUCAUUCCAAGAUGGUUUCUGCUAUUUUAUUUUGUUCCUAUACACGAAUACACAUUGUGCAAGCAGGCCUGGUGGUAGACUUGAAGCUGUCAUUUGUCUGGUUUUAUUACUUCUGCGGCUAACACAGGCAUUUAAACAUUAUUUUGUAGUAAACGUGCUAUUAACGUUUUCUAUUUGCAAUAAUAAUUAGCCGACUGUUUGGCCUAUACACCAAUGCCUACAAGUCAAUAUUGUGUGGAUAGUUUGUGUAUGCCUAGUCUAUGUGUGUUUGCGCCUGAAAAGCCCACCUUUGCCUACAAUGAUUCUAAAUCUAUAGGCCAACCACAAUCUGAUCUAUAGGCCAACUGUUUCCAAUAAAUGAAUAUCAUACAAUUAAUUGACGAAUUACAGCCCAGCCGGUUUACUUUAAAAACAAAAUAUUUCUAGCCUGAAAAAUCACUUAAAUCGGAUCUAAAAUGUCCAAAGAAAAAUUAAAUAAUCGAUUCAAGUGACUAAUUAUACUGUAUAGUAAAUAAUGAGAUCACUGUAUUGCAGUUAUGGGGGCUUAAUGUUGUAAUCUGCACCGCUAAUAGAAUGAAAAUACACGUCACUUGCAUUAGGAGCAUUCUUUAAAAACCGCAUUGACUUCUAAUCAAAAUAUUGAAAUACCGAAUGGACGUAAUCUCUCUGUACGAAUUCAAGUAUAAACACAAUUCAUUUAUUAAUAUAAACCCAUUUAAGAGUUUGAGCUUCCUCACAAUGCAUUUUAAUUUGUAAAUAGGCUACCGGCAGUCAUGUCAUCCAGGAUGUCAACAAACAUAAAAAGUAGAUAGAAAGAGAGAGUGAGAUAGAGGGUGUAAGAGUGAGUGAGUGAAAGAGAUGGCGUGUGUGCGGGUGCGUUUUGUGUAGGACUGUGUGUAGGCGUGUGUAGUUUUCUGACUGUAUUUAUCUGGGUACGUGCGUGCCUGCAUGCGUCCAAUCUGGAUUGUAUGAAUGCGCACAUACAUGUGCGCCUAUGAAUUUAUCACGAGCGUGUGUGCGCACGCGUGCGUAAGAGAGAGUGGUUCAGAGGAUUAAAAAAAGUUUUUUUCCUGUCUUCUGCCCCUCUUUUCCCUGCUUUUUAUUGGAGGAAAUGUGGUCAGCUGACAAUGUCAUCUUGUCCAUCCUGGACUGGAGCUUUAGCAACAACAUUCGCUGUGUGCCCCGUGUCUUUAUUGGCGCCCAGAAAUAAAUUAUAUCUAAAUCAUACAGCGUGCCUGUAUUAAAGAUAGACUGACAAGGAAAAAAGAGUAAGUGACGGAGAGAGAAUUGAGAGAGAGAGGGGAGAGAGAGAUCUGAUUGAAAGGAGGGGUGGGAUAGAGAAAGACAGGAAGCAAUACAAAGAGAGUAUGAAUUCGUAUUUCGCUAACCCGUCGCUCUCAUGCCAUAUAGCUGGUGGUCAAGAGGUUUUACCCAAUGUAGCCCUGAACUCAAACACCUAUGACCCCGUUCGACACUUCUCCUCUUACGGAGCUGCCGUAGCCCAAAACCGGAUAUAUUCAUCGCCUUUCUAUUCACCCCAAGACAACGUCGUUUUCGGCUCCAGUAGACCGUACGAGUAUGGAUCCAACGUGUUUUACCAGGACAAGGACGUCCUGCCAAACUGCAGGCAGACCAGUUUGGGACUAGGUGCACAAAGCUCUCUCGCACAGGAUUAUCCGUCAGAACAGGGUAGGAACGGAUCGCAAGAGCAGAAGGAGAGCGUUCAGAUCUACCCGUGGAUGCAGCGGAUGAACUCUCACAGCGGAGUUGGAUACGGUUCAGACAGACGGAGAGGUCGUCAAAUAUACUCCAGGUAUCAAACUCUUGAACUCGAGAAAGAAUUCCAUUUCAACCGCUACUUGACAAGACGCAGGCGUAUUGAAAUUGCCAAUGCUCUCUGCCUCACUGAACGCCAGAUAAAAAUCUGGUUUCAGAACCGCCGGAUGAAAUGGAAAAAGGAAAGCAAUCUUACCUCCUCCGUCACUGAUAUUAGUUCGGCAGGGGGGAAUGAAGAGGCGGUGAAGGAGGACACAGAGGAAGAUAAGAAAAGAAAGUGAUUUCGCCUACUUGAUGUCUUACAAUAAGAAUGAUUCCGACCUAAUGUGAGGAUAACUUAACUACCUAUUAGGAUAGGCCUACCUAUGAAUUGUAUGGACUCUCGUCUGUGUUUUCAAACAUACGAAAUACAGGCUUUGCUAUGAAUUAACUUUUCAUGAAGUCUAUAGCCUAUAAUGCAUUGCAAUCACUUGACAUUCCCUGUUGUAUAUACGAAAUGUGUGUAGCCGAUCGCUCUGACGUUCACCAUAAUUGUUUAGCAGCACGUUAACUUUUUGUAUUAGCCUACAUCAAAAUACACCAUGAUGAUUAUGCUGAGUUCAUACCACACGGGUAAGAAAACUGUGCUGACUGACGUUCCACAAUAAACUGUUGCUAGAACUAUAGCCUAUCCAUGCCAUGAGUACCCAUGUACCUCUAAUAGACAGAUUGAGUAGCUACGUGAUUAUAUAAUAACGUUUAGUGUAGAGAUCAAACUCGAUGUAGACUAUAACGUUCACGUCCUGUCAUAUUUAAUAAAAUGAUUAAUAAUGUUGUG
Molecule: messenger RNA, 3247 nt
Organism: Osmerus eperlanus (European smelt)
Lineage: Eukaryota; Metazoa; Chordata; Actinopteri; Osmeriformes; Osmeridae
Product: homeobox protein Hox-C6a-like
Exons: 2
Coding region: 2022-2711 (229 amino acids)
Biological process (GO): anterior/posterior pattern specification; regulation of transcription by RNA polymerase II
Cellular component (GO): nucleus
Molecular function (GO): RNA polymerase II cis-regulatory region sequence-specific DNA binding; DNA-binding transcription factor activity, RNA polymerase II-specific
Source: RefSeq, a predicted model, not a curated record